CAAGAUUUGAGAAUAUAUAUUUUUGUUGUAAAAUAUAUAUGUUAUAUUUUAAUUGUUGUUUUGUAGUGACAUAGUGUGUGAUUUGAGAGAGUUUACGCGCGCCGGGAUUACAGAUCCGGCAUUGCGUUACAUGUACGUCUCAGGACGUGGCGGCACUUUACCUGGUGGUGGGCCAUCAUUAGGGUUACCAACAGGAUGGGGUGGUGUUGUACGUCCACCCCCAACGGGUGUGGGGGUUGGAGCUGUUACAGCAACAGUGACCGCACCCGCCGAUUUGUUGGCAACAAUCAGUAUGUUCGAACAACAUGUUAAAGCCGAGCCAAUGGGAUUUUAUGCAUCGACAGCAUUGAAUCGUGAUACGUCUACAAAUAAUCAUAACGGUGUUAAUUCUACGGAUAAUAAAGAACAACAACAGCAGUUAAUCGCAAGUAACGUUGUAUGUCCAUCAAUUGUGCCUCCAACUACAAAGUCGAGUGGAGGUAGUAAUCGCAGUGGUCAUAGUCGAAGUAAACCGCAAGCGUGUAAAGUGUGUGGUAAAGUUUUAUCAUCAGCGAGCAGUUAUUAUGUACAUAUGAAGCUACAUUCAGGCAAUAAACCUUUCACAUGCACAUGCUGUGAAGCGGCAUUUUGCCGUAAACCUUAUUUGGAAGUUCAUAUGCGCACGCAUACAGGUGAACGUCCUUUUCAAUGUGAAUUAUGUUUAAAACGUUUCACCCAGAAAUCAUCGUUAAACACACAUAAACGUGUACAUACCGGUGAACGACCGUACGCAUGUGAUAUAUGUGAAAAACGUUUUGCUGUAAAAAGUUAUGUAACGGCACAUCGUUGGUCUCAUGUAGCGGAUAAACCGCUAACAUGUGAUCGAUGUUCAUUAACAUUCACAUCAAAAAGUCAAUUUGCUAUACAUAUACGAACACAUUCAGCCGCCCAAAGUUACGAAUGUAACAUAUGUGGACGAACAUUUGUACGUGAUUCAUAUUUAAUACGACAUCAUAAUCGUGUACAUCGUGAGAAUCCAAAUAAUACAAGUCAGGUAGCUGCCACGCAAACUCAAACGCAAAAGCACCAAGCACAACAAACAACAACAAACGAUACCAACAAUACCAACAAUAACCGAACAACAAAUAGUAUCGCCAUUAGUACAUUCAAUCAUAAUGCAUCAGCAAUCAGCAAUGCAGUCAUUGCAGCAGCAACAGCAGCAACAACAGCAGGCGCAACAACAGCAACAGCAACACUCCAACAACUCCACAACCUCCACCUCCACAAACACCAACAAUCGCUCAGGUAUGUAACAACAAGUACACAAAUGUCACCAACAAUGCAAGAUAUUAAAUCACCAUCAUCACCAACAACAAUCAACGGUACUGUCAACGGUCGAUCAGGCAGUGCUGAAGGAGGCUCAGUCUCUUAAAUAUUAAAAUUUAUUCAGUAUUUUUUAAUUAAAAAUGUAUUUCAGAUUUUUUAUUUCUAUGUUUACGACGUGUUAUAUUCGUUUUAAAAUUAAUCAAUUUUGACGAAAACGUGUUUUCCUCGAAAUUCAUAUUAUUUUAGAAAGUUAUUUAAAAGAAAAUUAGAAAAAAUAUUUGAAAUAGGUGUACGGUUUUUCGUUACGAUUAAACCCAUUCCCACAAAAAUUGUGAUACGGAAUUGUCACAUUAUCUUGUCAGAUAUAAUCUGAUUACAAUCGUAGGCGUUCCGAAGAUCUUGUAUCGCUUCAAAGACCCUCUUCAAAGCUUCAAAGAAAAUUAUUGUGGCUAUUAUAGGAUACUGGCUAGGCGGCAGGUACGCUAAAUAUCUGGACCUGACAGUGUAUCACGACUACUGCAGGAUCUGUCGCAGUGAAGAAGAAGGAGAAAGGAUGUCUCAUCUUCUCUGACAAUGUCCAGGACGGCCUCUCCGGCCUUAAGUCCGUUGACGUCAAAGCACUCCUACUGUUCUUAAACAGCUCUACCUGUUCAUGCAGUAGUAGUCGGGGAUGUGCCAAUCCUUUUUCGGUACCACAACGAACACUUUGGUCUAAAUGUGUCUUACCCCAGGACAGCCCCUCAAAACUUGAUUACCGAAAUUUCGC
Chrysoperla carnea is the source of this 2071-nucleotide messenger RNA. Its product is annotated as zinc finger protein 39-like. The transcript is spliced from 5 exons. Gene Ontology annotation, cellular component: nucleus. Gene Ontology annotation, molecular function: RNA polymerase II transcription regulatory region sequence-specific DNA binding; DNA-binding transcription factor activity, RNA polymerase II-specific. Gene Ontology annotation, biological process: regulation of transcription by RNA polymerase II. Lineage: Eukaryota; Metazoa; Arthropoda; Insecta; Neuroptera; Chrysopidae. The record is from RefSeq and is a predicted model, not a curated record. The coding region runs from base 131 to 1411 and encodes 426 amino acids.